AACUGAAGCAAUUGUAUUACCAGCUGUAGCAGUCAACCAUCACAGUUUCUUCCUUGUAAGUUUUUCUUUGUAGCAGUGGAGGCUGAAAAUAUCAAUUCUGUAUCUAAAAAUAGUUAGGAAAAGCAUUUGGAUCUUGAAAGUAUCUUUUCCCAAAUAUUUGUUGGAUGCUAAACUUUAUGUGUCAUCUGAAUUUUCAACUAAAAACUCUAUGCACUCGUGCUGGGUAGUUUUCUUUUAGCUUUCCUGUUUUGAAGUAAAGGAUUAUCUUGAAGAUCUGUUGAAUGAUAAAAUCAGACUUUGUGAAAGCCCACUACGUCCGAUUUAAUUUAUCAGUGAAUAUUCUGGAAGAGAGUGUCAAAACUUAUCUCUACUUUGACUUGUUUGUAAAUCAUUUCAAAUGAGGAUAAAUAAUAGAUCAGAAGUUCAAAGUAGUAUUUUUAUCCUAUAAAUGUAUGUACCUAGUUAUUAAGUAGCUAUUUUGCAUUUAAAAGGACAGGCAUAAAUGCAUUUCACAAGUAUCCAAAGAGAACAAUUAUAUAGGAUUUCAAUAACUAUGAAUAUUACACAGAUGCGCUAAGAACAUUAUAUUUAAAAUUAUUUUUCAACAAGUUUUGUUGCAAGGAUGGUUGUGUUGACUAUUCCAUGUUUUUGUAAUAACCGUUUAAGUGCAUCUCUACUUAACAUGCAUUCUCGAUGCAUGGUUAUACACUUUGGCCAUCGAAAUGAAUUUUUUUGAAAGUAGGUCUGUUUCAAUUCUGAACCAAGAAUAUUUCAGAAGCAAAAAGUCGUAAAGACUUCAAGUGUUCUCUUUCUAUCUUCUUUUAAAUAGUGUAUCAAAAAAGAGGUGUUGUUUGAAAAUUAUUAAUUAGGGUCCAGCAGGUCCAGCUAGAUGUGCAGGGCUAGACCCUCAAAAUUUUACAUACCUAAAAAAGUAGCCUCUAAUGAUCUAGAAACAACUUAAUUUCAUCUCUCCAGCAGGUGCACCCGUACUAAAGAUAGCCGGCCGUCCUGAAACUUAUGGCCCACCCUGUAUAAUGCUCCCACUUGUCAUUACAAUGUUGCCACGUCUUGUUUGUUUUUGUUGUUAAAAAGCAAAAUAUUGAUAAGUGCUGUGGUGCUGUGCUGAUUGUUAGGUUAUCCGAAAAAGAAAUUCGAAUGUUACUCUGAGACGUUUAUUCUUCCAAGUAAAUUGCUGAAGUUCACCUAAGGAGAUCGAUUCCCAUUUACUUAAUCCAUGGUUUCUUCCCUCUUCUUAUCAAUUGCACUUGAGAUCAAUUCUCCCCGACAACCAAGAAGUAUUGAAGUGAAUCUCCCGAGCCAAGUUUUCUCCAAUGGCUAAAUUUUAAAGGUGUAACAUCACCUUUUGUUAAAUAUUUAUUUUUCUACAAAGCUUUUAUUAUCGCUGAAAAUUUGUUUCUCUCCAAUUUUGAAUUCAAUGCUUAUUCAGUAUUGCAAUGGCAACUUUCAUGUCAAAGGUGGAUGCCUUUCGUCAAAUCUCAGCAAGACAAUUGACAAAUAUUCUUGACAGUAUUCCUAGUCCAAAAGAUCUUGUUAUUGAUGCAAACCUGAUUAAGCCUCUGGAGAGGAUUGUUGGCAUUGCUGUUUUAAGAGCUCAUGGCAUUGAUAAAAUUUACAAGUUUGAUGCAUCAGCGUUCCUCUCUAAAUCCUCUCAAGUUGUUUUCAUGAUCCCAUCAGAUCUGAUAUCAGCAAAACAUGUGAUUGAUCAAAUCAACGCUCAGAUCCAGCUCGAAAGUAGAUCAGCCUUCAAUCUAAUUUUGGUUCCUCGAAAACUGGAUUCAAUUAUGAAGCUUAUAGAAGAGGAAGGAGUGUAUGAGUAUGUACAAGUAUACUCUUUGUCUUAUGGACUUAUCAGGCUUGAUAAGUUUCUUCUAUCCCUGGAAUUACCAAAAAUAUUUCAAACGGUCUUCGUCCAAAAUAACCUAUCCUUCUUGCCUGUGAUAGCUCGCUCUUUGUGGUCCACUCAGCUUGUCUUUGGAACUCCAACAAUCACAAUUCAUCUCGGUCGCAUUGCCAAAAAAGUGGACCAAAUUGUUCAUGAAUUCCUGGAGAACCUUGGGCGACCAGAUGGAAAGAGCCAAGAUAUAUCUUACUGCAUCAUUUUAGAUCGUGAUAUAGAUUAUGCUUCUCCUCUUCUCACCUCAGGUACUUACACUAGCCUUCUAGAUGAAGUUUUUGGAAUCAAAAGUGGCACCAUAACUGUUCCUGACACAAAAAUUAGUUUUAGUUUAUGUAGUCAAGAAGAGACAUUUUCACAAAUUAAAUAUAGGCAUUUCUGUGAUGUUUCAUCUCAUUUAAGUUCAAAGGCAAAACGGCUGCAAGAAGAAUAUGCAAAAUCACAAAACAUGGGCCUGCAAGAAAUGAAAGCAUACAUUAGUCAGAAUUUGGGAAAUGUGCGAUCAAUGAAACAGUCCCUUGGACACCAUGUGACAGCUUGCGAGGCUGUGUCUCAGAAAAUCGGAGCCCGCUUCGUGAAGCAGCAUGAAAUUGAGCAAAAUAUAAUUGCAGGUAGAGACAAGCGAGAAACUACUCAGUAUAUAGAGAAUCAAAUCGCUCUUGCAGAGGAGGACAAAUUAAUUGUUCUGCGGCUCAUUUGUCUGCUGUCUCUUGCACAAGAAGGCCUUAAUGCAGAAGAGGCCAAGUCACUUAAAAUGCAGUUCUUGCAAGCAUAUGGUUAUCAAUAUCUAACCGUUUUCCACAAUCUAGAGCAAAUAGGACUUUUUACUGAGCAACCUAGUCUGAUGAAUGUGAUGGCUGCUGAAAGUGGGAUUGCCAAUCGACUGACACAUGUGGUUGCAAGAAAAAAUGCAUUUCAGACAUUGUGUCAGCGUCUAGGUCUCAUUCCAAGUUUCAUGGAGAACCUGGAUUUAAAAAAUCCAACGGACAUGAGCUAUGUUUUUAGUGGAGGUUACAUUCCGAUUGCAUGUCAGUUGGUCAAUCUUAUAUGGAAGAAGGAACUAUCGUUAGAUGAUCUGACAAAAAUUUUCCCUCACUGUACAGUGAAAGGUAAAGAGAAUCAAAACCUAGUCACACCAAUGCGAAAUAAAAUUAUGGUUUACUUUAUUGGAGGGGUAACUUAUGCAGAAAUAGCUGCAUUUCAAUUUUUAGAAACACUUUUAAAUGUUCAAAUUUUAGUUAUUGGUACUUCAGUAAUUAACGGGAAUACAUUGAUGGACCAAUGUAGCUAACAAAUUAUUCUUUAGCCGUAUUGUCAUUAAGUUGUUUUUCACGAAAAAAGUUCACAUCUUAUGAUGCUUUUAUUAUGUCUAAUGCCAAAGAGGACACAUGCAUGAUAGUGCUGAAAUCGUUUAGUUUUUGAUAUGUUUUUUUGUUGAUCAAAAAUUACUUUCACAAUUUUUUUGUCUGAAAUUGUUUAAGGCAAAUACGUCAAAAAUAUGUCACAGCCAUAGUCAAUUAUUUCUGUAAAACAGGAACACUCAUUCUGAAAGGAAUGAUGUAGUGAUCCAGAUAGUUCACUGCCAUCAUUCAAUCCUUGGCGAUAGUUUCUAAGAACACUUAAAAUUUCAUCAGCCUGCAACUUGGUUGUUGUAAUUUUGUAUUUUGCGACUAGGUAAAACCAAGGGGCAAUGGAGUUAUGUGAUCGGUCGGCUUUAAUAGUCACAGUUUUUAUCGGUUUUUUUGUCAAUUGAAAUCAAUGACAAACUAAAGGCACCUCUUGAGUUGCCUUUAUUUUGUCGUUUGAUCCACCUGACAUUGGUACAACAACAACAAGGAUAACUUUAAUGUCAACCAAUCACAUAACUCUAUUCCUAUUUAGUCUUUUCUUGCCCAGUCGACUAACACAAAAUUUCAGCAUUCAAGCUGCUAGCUACAGAUAAUCAUUCCACCCUAAUAUCUUGUCUGGACUUCAAAAAUGGCAAGGUGAGGAAGGGACAUGGCCGGCCAGUAGUUAUCAGUUCACACUGCUCAGCUGACAAUGAGUUGCGAUGAGAUCAUGGAUCACUUGUAGUGUGUGUGACUUUAAGGUGGCCUGAUUUUUUAUGACAAAAUGUUUUUCACAAGUUUGUUAAAAACACCAUCUGCAAAGUUUCAGUCAAAUCGGAUGAUAUUACUUGUGCCAAGAGAUGAUUCUUUUUUGUAUGCAUUUUUACAUUGAAAAACAAUUUUUCGGGAAAAAGGUAAUUUAUAGGAAGAGUCCGAAGUCACAUUUGGAUUCAGUAGCAAAAAUUGGGUAAGAAAAGUUCUAACACCUAAAAAAUUGUUUUCAUCCUUCCUUUCGACGGUGAGACAUUUGGAUAAGGUCAACAAAGGGUAAAUAAUGGUAUUAAAUCUCAAAUAAUUAUAUUAGCCUACACCCCAAAGAAAGCUCAAAAUAUUGUAAGUCUUGUUAAGGUACUUUUCUGCGCUGAAUCCGAAAAUGCUACUCAUUUUUCUCUAUUUCAUCAGGAUUUUCUGGAAGAUAUGUUUCUAUAAAGAGAAAGUUUUCCAGGGAAAACUCUAGUUUUCAGGAAAGAAACACUCCAUCUCUAACAGGUGUCUCUGAUGUCUUGAUUCAAUGAAAAAAAUAUUAUAUUCAUUGGAAAAAGUAACCAUCAACAAUUCAAGUUUGGUAAAAAUGGGACUAAGAAUUGAUCACUAUUUCCAGAAGGAGACAGUACUGGAAAAACUGUAAAUUCCCUAAAUUUUAAGCGGAACAUUUUUAAAUCAAAAUUUCUAUUAAAAAUAUUUAUGCUUCAGCAGAUCUAGAAUCAUCAUAUUAUCAAGUUUUAUCUGUAAAGGUACCCUGAGAAAUUUUUACCUCAUUUCAUAACUUUUAACCCUUAAUUUUCCCAAGAUUCUCACAGGUCUAAGAUAAAUUUCCUUUUUGAAACAAGAUGAUCUGAGAUGGUAAAAUUAUAGACUGUUAUUAUUUUUUGCUUCUACGUGUUUUGUGACCAUUAUUAUUGUAUUAAUUGUAAAUAAACAAGUUUUCCUCAA
This is a messenger RNA of Bemisia tabaci, 4956 nucleotides long. RefSeq names its product vacuolar protein sorting 33B. The record is from RefSeq and is a predicted model, not a curated record. Lineage: Eukaryota; Metazoa; Arthropoda; Insecta; Hemiptera; Aleyrodidae. Gene Ontology annotation, biological process: vesicle-mediated transport.